This is a messenger RNA of Hermetia illucens (black soldier fly), 557 nucleotides long. It is a transcript of the gene mRpL52, whose product is annotated as 39S ribosomal protein L52, mitochondrial. Gene Ontology annotation, molecular function: structural constituent of ribosome. Gene Ontology annotation, cellular component: mitochondrial large ribosomal subunit. Gene Ontology annotation, biological process: mitochondrial translation. The record is from RefSeq and is a predicted model, not a curated record. The transcript is spliced from 3 exons. The coding region runs from base 112 to 465 and encodes 117 amino acids. Lineage: Eukaryota; Metazoa; Arthropoda; Insecta; Diptera; Stratiomyidae.
AUGGAACGACACAGGAGGCUUGCGAGCUUAAUCGACGUUUAUUUUAACGCAACUAAUAAAUAGAUGCCGACUUCAGUAUGACAAUCGUCUGAGCAAGUUAAUACAGACAAAAUGCUGGUUUCACGUGGUCAGACGCAUUUGAAAUUGGUGCCGAUUGUUGGUAGUUGUCGACACAUUUAUAGUAUCAAUCCUAACGCAUUUGGUCCAUUGACAAAUCUUCCCGAUUACACAUAUGUGGAUGGCCGUCUUACACCUAUAGGGAUGAAUAUGAUGCGGCGUCUGGAAAGGCAAAAAAGUGCUGCCCAAGAGAUGGUUGAGAAAAUUCGAGAGGUCGAUUUCGCCAAGCAGAGAUAUGCAAAAAUGCAACAAUCUGAACAGGAGCGCAGACAACAACUUAUUUCUAGUAAAUUGAAACCUAAAGGAGCUUUAUUGUUAAAAAGUGAUACUGGAUUCACGUCGACGUAGUUAAUUAAUUUAGAAAUUAUUCACAACUAUGUAUAUUGGCAAAAAUUGUAUAGAACUUGAAUGUCUUACUGUUAUUAGAAUGUUAAAAAGUA